GUCCCUACUUUUUUUGCUCUCCCCCAGACAUCACUGUCUCAGUAAUGCUCUUUCGCUCUGAUUCCCGGAAAUUUGUCUUUCAUUUUCCCUCAUGAGUAGGGUUUCACUCUCUUCUUUGUCUCUUUACAAAGUGCCCCUGAUGCCUCUCUCCCUUGGUCCGAGAGAGAGAGAGUCCUAAGUGCACCGAAUCGCCCCUAUUCUUUCCUUCUUCUUGAAGCUCAGCUGCCAAGUGUUCCGUGAUUUUGCGUUUAUUCUCACUUGGUUCCCCUUUUUUCCUCCUCCUUUUCCUAUUUUCACCGGAAUCUUGUUGAAAAGGGAAAGCUCUUGGGUUCAGCGUCCCAACCAAAGUAGCUUACUUGCUUCCAUGUCGUUUCUUCAUCGAGCUUUGCAAACAUUGUGAGGUUCGUCCUUAGUUGGCGAGUUUAUUUCCUCUCAUUUCUUGAGACUUUAUCUGCUAUUGAGGGAAACAAACUGCCGCAGUUGGUUUGUUGGAAUGCUGUGAGUAAAGUAGCUGGCGUUUAGCUUGUGAAACGAUAACUUCAUGCUCGAUUUUGAAGCUAUUUGAUAUAUUCUUACAUAAAGCGAGUGAGCUUCUGUACAGAUUUGUACAAAACGUCUUCAACUAAUAACGGCGGUUACAUGUAUUAAAAUUACUGACUUUCUGUAGGGUUAAUACAGCUAAUUCUGCUACUACCAUUUACCAGCCAAGAAUCCUCUGGAGUUCCUAUCGAGCACCCUUCAUUCUUCCUGCUUUCUAUGCUCUCUACUCUUCUCGCUCUUUAGAGCAAGUAGCUAUACAAUUUCCCCCUCAUCUUUGAUUCAGAUAUUGUUGUUUUGGGAGGAUGGCAAUGGCUGUUGCUCACCACAGAGAAAGCAGCAGCGGGAGCAUCAGCAAGCACCUUGAUUCCGGCAAGUAUGUCCGGUACACGGCGGAGCAGGUCGAAGCGCUCGAACGCGUUUACGCCGAGUGCCCGAAGCCCAGUUCCUUGCGAAGGCAGCAACUGAUCCGAGAGUGCCCCAUUCUUGCCAACAUCGAACCCAAGCAGAUCAAAGUUUGGUUCCAAAAUCGCAGGUGUCGAGAGAAGCAGAGAAAGGAGUCAGGGCGGCUUCAGACUGUUAACAGAAAACUGUCUGCGAUGAACAAGUUGUUGAUGGAGGAAAAUGAGCGCUUGCAAAAGCAGGUUUCCCAACUAGUAUGCGAAAAUGGGUUUAUGAGGCAGCAAUUACAUAGUGCGUCGGCAGCAACUACUGAUGCAAGUUGCGAUUCGGUUGUCACCACACCUCAGCACUCCUUAAGAGAUGCCAAUAACCCUGCUGGACUCCUAUCAAUUGCUGAGGAGACCUUGGCAGAGUUCCUUUCAAAGGCUACCGGAACUGCUGUCGAUUGGGUCCAGAUGCCUGGGAUGAAGCCUGGUCCGGAUUCGGUUGGGAUCUUUGCCAUUUCGCGAAGCUGCAGUGGAGUGGCAGCUCGAGCAUGCGGUCUUGUUAGUUUAGAACCUACGAAGAUUGCUGAGAUCCUAAAAGAUCGUCCAUCUUGGUUCCGGGACUGCCGGAGUCUAGAAGUUUUUACAAUGUUCCCUGCCGGCAAUGGUGGGACAAUUGAACUUGUGUACACACAGACAUAUGCUCCAACUACAUUGGCUCCUGCCCGGGAUUUCUGGACUUUAAGAUACGCUACAAGUUUGGACAAUGGAAGUCUUGUGGUUUGUGAGAGAUCGCUGUCAGGUUCAGGUGCUGGCCCUAAUGCAGCGGCUGCUGCUCAGUUUGUGAGAGCUGAAAUGCUCCCAAGCGGCUACCUGAUUCGACCAUGUGAAGGUGGAGGAUCAAUCAUCCAUAUUGUAGACCAUUUAAAUCUCGAGGCAUGGAGUGUGCCGGAGGUUCUUAGGCCACUUUAUGAAUCAUCAAAAGUGGUUGCUCAGAAAAUGACAAUUGCAGCGCUACGCUAUAUUAGGCAAAUAGCUCAGGAGACAAGUGGUGAAGUGGUUUAUGGUUUAGGUAGGCAGCCUGCGGUUCUGCGAACUUUCAGCCAAAGGCUGAGCAGAGGCUUCAAUGAUGCUGUCAAUGGAUUUAAUGAUGGGGGCUGGUCCAUAAUGAACUGUGAUGCUGCUGAGGAUGUGAUUAUUGCAGUGAACUCAGCCAAGAAUCUGAAUGCCACUUCUAAUCCUGCAAGUUCUCUAACAUUCCUUGGAGGAGUUCUCUGUGCAAAAGCUUCCAUGCUGCUGCAGAAUGUCCCUCCGGCAGUUUUGGUUCGGUUUUUGAGGGAGCAUCGCUCUGAGUGGGCUGAUUUCAAUGUUGAUGCGUACUCUGCUGCAUCACUUAAAGCAGGCUCCUUUGCCUAUCCUGGCAUGAGGUCAACUAGAUUCACUGGAAGUCAGAUUAUCAUGCCUCUCGGACAAACGAUUGAACAUGAAGAGAUGCUUGAAGUUGUUCGUCUUGAAGGCCACUCUAUAGCACAGGAAGAUGUUUUUGCUUCUAGGGACAUUCAUCUCUUACAGAUGUGUAGUGGGAUUGAUGAAAGUGCUGUUGGGGCAUGUUCUGAGCUCGUGUUUGCUUCAAUUGAUGAAAUGUUUCCUGAUGAUGCUCCAUUGUUGCCAUCGGGUUUCCGCAUCAUCCCAUUGGAUUCAAAAUCAGGGGAUAAGAAGGAUGCAGUAUCUGUAAAUCGGACCCUAGACUUGGCAUCUGGUCUUGAUGUGGGCCCAGCAUCGAAUCAUGCUGCUGAAGAUGCAUCAUCAUGUCAUAAUACUCGGUCAGUGUUGACUAUUGCUUUCCAGUUUCCUUUUGAGAGCAGCUUGCAGGAAAAUGUUGCAAUCAUGGCACGGCAGUAUGUACGCAGUGUGAUUUCAUCUGUGCAGAGGGUUGCCAUGGCUAUAUCUCCAUCUGGUAUGAGCCCGCCUGUGGGACCAAAACUCAAUCCUGGCUCCCCUGAGGCGAUUACUCUAGCUAACUGGAUAUGCCAGAGUUAUAGUUUCUAUCUGGGAGCAGAAUUAGUUAGAUCUGAUUCUCUUGUCGGUGAUUUAUUGCUGAAACAUUUGUGGCAUCAUCAGGAUGCCAUUUUGUGUUGUUCAGUGAGGUCCUUGCCUGUGUUCAUCUUUGCAAAUCAGGCAGGGCUUGACAUGCUGGAGACAACUCUAGUAGCUUUGCAAGAUAUCACAUUGGAUAAAAUAUUUGACGACUCUGGACGCAGGGCAUUGUGUACAGAAUUUGCCAAGUUGAUGCAGGAGGGGUUCGCUCAUCUGCCUGCCGGAAUUUGCAUGUCCAUGAUGGGACGGCAUGUUUCGUACGAGCAAGCCCUCGCAUGGAAGGUUUUUGCGGAAGAUAGCAGUGUUCAUUGCCUAGCUUUCUCUUUCAUCAAUUGGUCAUUUGUAUGAAUCUGCAGUGUCUCUUUUUAUAUUCAUCUGUAAUUUUUGUUGUCUUUUUUAAUUACAUGAAAUUUUUUCAAACCGUUUCCCUUGCAAGAAGGAUUGUUGUAGUUAUGUGUAUACAUAAAAUCUUAUUUCUCCACCCAUUCA
Molecule: messenger RNA, 3509 nt
Organism: Prosopis cineraria
Lineage: Eukaryota; Viridiplantae; Streptophyta; Magnoliopsida; Fabales; Fabaceae
Product: homeobox-leucine zipper protein REVOLUTA-like
Exons: 18
Coding region: 843-3368 (841 amino acids)
Molecular function (GO): DNA-binding transcription factor activity; lipid binding; DNA binding
Source: RefSeq, a predicted model, not a curated record